AUGGAGCUGUUGCUGAUGGAGCUGUUGCUGCUGCAGAGCUGCUUGUCAUCUCCUCUGACUGUAUCAUGGUUUCUAGCGUCUCAUGUCCUGCUGUCAUGGCUGCUGGAGCUCUGUGCUGACAUGUCACUGGGGAUAAAUCAGUCUGAUCAAGCCUCCACCCCUCUACCCUCCACCCCCGGUUCCUCCACCCGUCCUCCUCUCUGCCACCUCCUCCACAGCUCCACCUCCACCUGCCUCUCAUCUAACCUCCUCUACAACGAAGCAGAGAGGCCUCCAGAGACGCUGCCCUCUAGCCUCCACCCUCUCCACCCUCCACCCCUCUACCCUCCACCCUCUCUACCCUCCACCCCUCUACCCUCCACCCCGGUUCCUCCACCCGUCCUCCUCUCUGCCACCUCCUCUACAGCUCCACCUCCACCUGACUCUCAUCUAACCUCCUCUACAACGAAUUCCUCCACCCGUCCUCCUCUCUGCCACCUCCUCCACAGCUCCACCUCCACCUGCUCCUCAUCUAACCUCCUCUACAGCGAAGCAGAGAGGCCUCCAGAGACGCUGCCCUCUAGCCUCCACCCUCUACCCUCCACCCCUCUACCCUCCACCCUCUCUACCCUCCACCCCGGUUCCUCCACCCGUCCUCCUCUCUGCCACCUCCUCCACAGCUCCACCUCCACCUGCUCCUCAUCUAACCUCCUCUACAACGAAGCAGAGAGGCCUCCAGAGACGCUGCCCUCUAGCCUCCACCCUCUACCCUCCACCCUCUACCCUCCACCCUCUCUACCCUCCACCCCCGGUUCCUCCACCCCCGGUUCCUCCACCCGUCCUCCUCUCUGCCACCUCCUCUACAGCUCCACCUCCACCUGCCUCUCAUCUAACCUCCUCUACAACGAAGCAGAGAGGCCUCCAGAGACGCCUCCACCCCUCUACCCUCCACCCCUCUACCCUCCACCCCUCUACCCUCCACCCCUGUUCCUCCACCCGUCCUCCUCUCUGCCACCUCCUCCACAGCCGCUGGAGGCUCAGAGCUCCGCCUCCACCUGCUCCUCAUCUAACCACCUCCACCUCCACCUCCACCUGCCUCUCAUCUAA
Messenger RNA from Centropristis striata (black sea bass), 1086 nucleotides. RefSeq lists its product as uncharacterized. Lineage: Eukaryota; Metazoa; Chordata; Actinopteri; Perciformes; Serranidae. Bases 1 to 1086 code for a protein of 361 amino acids. The record is from RefSeq and is a predicted model, not a curated record. The transcript is spliced from 4 exons.